This is a messenger RNA of Fusarium vanettenii 77-13-4, 1629 nucleotides long. RefSeq lists its product as uncharacterized. Gene Ontology annotation, biological process: amino acid transmembrane transport. Bases 1 to 1629 code for a protein of 542 amino acids. The transcript has 4 exons. Gene Ontology annotation, molecular function: amino acid transmembrane transporter activity. The record is from RefSeq and is a predicted model, not a curated record. Lineage: Eukaryota; Fungi; Ascomycota; Sordariomycetes; Hypocreales; Nectriaceae. Gene Ontology annotation, cellular component: membrane.
AUGAGCCUGAGCAGCCACGGCACAGCCCAUGGUCCUCAUGGGCGGUUCUUCAGUCUUCGAAGGGCCAACUACAAGUCUGCCAACACGCAAUUGGCCCGGGAACUCAAGAAUCGUCAUCUGCAGAUGAUUGCCUUUGGUGGUUCAAUUGGAACUGGUCUAUUCGUUGCGUCGGGAGUAGCCCUCUAUCGUGGUGGUCCAGCCUCUCUCUUGCUUGCCUUUGUCAUCAUGGGCGUCAUGCAGUUCUUCACGAUGCAGGCUCUGGGUGAGCUUUCCGUGGCCUUUCCGGUUGGCGGAUCCUUCGCCAAUUACUCGACUCGUUUCUUGGAUCCAUCUUGGGGUUUUGCGAUGGGGUGGAACUAUACCCUUCAGUACCUCAUCGUGUUACCGCUUGAAAUCAUUGCGGGUGCCUUCACUACUAUGUACUGGAAUCCGGAGCCCAGCAAGUCGAUAUUUGUUGCCAUGUUCCUCGUCUGCAUCGCUGGCAUCAAUCUGCUUGGUGUGCGAGGAUAUGGCGAGGCAGAAUUCAUCUUUUCCACGGUAAAGGUGAUAGCCAUUCUAGGAUUUAUCCUUCUCGGUAUCAUCAUCAACGUCAUGGGUCAUCCAGACAGCGGCUACAUCGGGUUCCAAUACUGGUCAAACCCUGGAGCUUUCCACCAUGGCUUCAAAGGCUUCGCCAGCGUUCUGGUCACGGCAACCUUUUCCUUUGCUGGCACGGAAAUGGUUGGACUCGCCGCAGCCGAAACAGCAAACCCCCGAAAAUCAUUGCCGGCAGCCGUCAAGCAAGUGUUUUGGCGAAUCAGCAUCUUCUACAUCACCUCGAUCCUACUUAUCGGCUUGUUGGUGCCGUAUAACCAACCCCGGCUACUGGGGGCCAAGUUUGGCUCCGACGCCGUGGCUAGUCCUUUUGUCAUUGCUAUCGAGAGCGGUGGUCAGACGGUGCUUCCGAGUGUUAUGAACGGCGUCAUUCUUGUAGCUCUCAUCAGCGUUGGCAAUACCGCUGUGUAUGCCUCGUCCCGCACCCUGACUGCAUUGGCAGAGCAGUCUUUGGCACCGAAGAUCUUCACCUACAUCGAUCGUCGUGGCCGCCCGCUGGCUGCCAUCAUCUUUGCUUGUGUCGUUGGCCUGCUUGCAUUUCUCGCCGAUACCGACAUCCAUACCGAAAUCUUCAACUGGCUUCUUGCCAUCAGUGGGCUCAGCACCCUCUUCACCUGGGCUAGCAUCUGCCUCUGCCACAUCCGCUUCCGGAAAGCUUGGGAACUAUCUGGAUAUAACCUCUCGCAGUUGGCAUUCCGCUCUCAAGUCGGCGUAUGGGGAUCUUGGGUCGCGCUUGCGUCCUAUGGAAUGGUGCUGGUUUUGCAAUUCUGGGUUGCGGCAUCCCCGAUUCCGCUUGAAGAUGGAGAACCCUCCACGCAAGAGAGGGUUAAGACUUUUUUCAUGCAAGUCCUUACGGUACCCAUAAUCUUUGCCUUUUACCUAGGUCACAAGCUUUGGUGUCGUACAAAGCUUGUGCGUGAUAAGGACAUGGAUGUUGAUACGGGUCGGAGAUAUCUACAGACUUGGAAUGAAGACGAGGCGGAGGCAAGAAAAGGCUGGCCCCUCUGGAAACGACUGUAUAAUACCAUGUGUUAG